UGGCAAAGCUACAGCUGAAAAGCUAUUUAAUGGGUUAUUAGAAUCACUUACAUCUCAUAAUAUUCCAAAAAGAAAUGUAAUUGGUUUUGGCAGUGAUGGAUGCAAUACAAUGAUGGUGAGGCUUGUCGUCAUCUUCCUCGCAGUUGUGAAGAUAUGGCAAGGAAUAUUUUUAAUUUUUUGAAGAGUAGUUCGAAACGGCAUUGUGAGCUUGAACAGUUUCAAACGUUUCUAAAUUUAGAUCCUCACCGUAUGCUACAUCCGUCCCAAACUAGGUGGCUAUCACUUACUGCAGUUGUUAAUAGAAUACUAGAGCAAUGGGAAGCACUAAAAUUAUAUUUCACGGAUACAUACUUGUCACAGAGAUUAGUCUCCAGUGAACAUAUUUAUAAUGCUUUGAAUGACCCUUUCAUGAAAUUGUAUUACCAGUUCCUUGAAUGGGCUCUACCAAAAUUCACAAGGUUUAAUCAAUAUUUCCAGACCCAAGGAGUGGUCAUAACAGAUUUACAUGAAAUGAUUGUCGUGUUGUACAAAGAUAUCCUCUUGUGUUUCUUAAAGAGAAAUUAUGUCAUGCAGACUAAUUUAGUGAAUAUAAAUCCUAUGAAUGGCCAGUAUCAAUUGGUCGAUAAUGAGCUCUAUUUAGGAUCAAAAGUGAUGCUUAAUAAAGAUAAUGAUAACAUCAUAUGCAACAAUAUUCGGCGAAAAGAAUUUUUUGAAAAAUGUCGACAGUUUUUACAAACUGCGUCAUUAGAAUUAAAAAAGAGGUACAACAUGGAAGAUCCAAUUUUAAUGCAACUAUCUGCUUUAAAACAAAAAAAUGCAUUGUCAUUAGAGUUUAGGCAAAAUACACCUUCUCUUAUUAAUCUAAUGAAAUUUUUGCCUUGCAUUGUUGAUAUUAAUGACUCAAAAGUUCAACAAAUUGAUGAUCAGUGGCGUAAACUACCUAUAUCUGCAACAUUAAUUCCUGAAGACAUUGAAUUUGAAGUUCAAAUAGAUAUAUUUUGGUGGAAGAUAAUGAAUCACAGUAGUGAAUUUACAGAGUUGUGUGAUUUUGUUUUGGCUGUACUUAGCUUGCCACAUGCAAAUGCUGAUUGUGAGAGGAUAUUUUCUUCAAUAAAUGGUCUUAAGACAAAAAUUAGGUCCAAGUUAAUUACACAUACAGUAAGUGGAGUCUUACAUACAAAACAGUGUAUUACAAGUGGUCGUGAGAGUAAUCAGAAUUGCACCAACUUCGAACCAACUUCCGAUAUGUUGAGCCGAAUGACUUCUAAGUCAUUGUACAUAAAAACAAAUGAAGAAAAAGAAACAGAAACCAGCGACGAUACUACACAAGAAACAAUAGAAUUAGUUAUUUGUUAAUAAAUCAUUACGAGUAAAAUAUAUUACAAAGUGUAUUUUCUACUACCAAAUAAGGAAAGAAAAUGUUUUUCUGUGUUUAUUGUAUGUUAAAUUCUAUAUACUUAUCUAUGGUUAAAUGUAAAUUAUAAAUGAAGGUAAACAACAUGAAUAAAGUAUUGAUGUGAUAAUAA
Acyrthosiphon pisum (pea aphid) is the source of this 1526-nucleotide messenger RNA. RefSeq lists its product as uncharacterized. The transcript has 5 exons. Gene Ontology annotation, molecular function: protein dimerization activity. The record is from RefSeq and is a predicted model, not a curated record. Lineage: Eukaryota; Metazoa; Arthropoda; Insecta; Hemiptera; Aphididae. Bases 100 to 1356 code for a protein of 418 amino acids.